AUGCCGCUGCACACGCCUUAUCCAUCAAGAAAUCAUGUUACACGCGCAGAAUUAGCCUGUUACCGACUCGCCUACCGUCCGAAUUAUGCCAAGCCACUCCCGAUCGAUUGCACAAAUGCAGGAAUAGAUCAACGAUUGGUCGAGUUUAAUGCACUUCACUUUGGCGGACGCUUACUCCAGCAAUACGUGGUCGACACCUACUUUCGUGUCGAAAGAAAUCGCAUACAGUGGAUAAAGAGCCAUCAGCGUGAAAUUCAAGCCGAGAAAUACGCCGGAGUUCACAACAUGCUCAGAAGCUUGGUUGCGAAAAAAGAUGCUGCAAUUGGCGAAACAACCAUCUUACCGUCAUCUUUUCCCGGAUCAACGCGCUGGUACACCGAGAAUUUCGAAGACUCCAUGGCAUUAGUGCGAAGAUUUGGAUCGCCCGAAUUUUUUAUCACCAUUACCUGCAAUCCGCAGUGGCCAGAACUCCUGUCAGCGAUACGCAAUGAACUCAACGCAGCAAUUCCGGAAAGCCUGUUGGCUCUAACCCGUCCAGACAUCGCUGCAAGAGUCGCACGUCUUAAGUUCCGCCAAAUCGUCGAAGACAUCAUGACGCAUCAAAUCUUUGGAAGAGCAUCAGCGUACGACUUCACCAUCGAGUUCCAAAAGCGAGGUUUACCGCACAUGCACCUAUUAGUGAUUAUGUCGCCAGCGGACAAGAUUCACACCGCUGACCAACUUGACGAUUUUAUCUCGGCGGAAAUUCCAGAAGAUGAUCCGGAACUCAAGGAACUGAUCUCGAAAUGGAUGAUCCAUAACCCGUGUGGUGAUAUGAACCCAAGCGCUCCGUGCAUG
This is a messenger RNA of Parasteatoda tepidariorum (common house spider), 837 nucleotides long. NCBI's taxonomy places the organism in Eukaryota, Metazoa, Arthropoda, Arachnida, Araneae, Theridiidae. The record is from RefSeq and is a predicted model, not a curated record.